ACGUGCAAAACAAAAAAGUUUUAAAGCUAAAUCGCUUUCAAAAGAGUUAGCAACCAGACAAAGAAGAGACAGAUCACCGCCAACCAAUCUCGUCAUCUCAUGCAUCAUAAACCAAAUUAACAAAAUCAUCCAUUUAAUCCAUUUGUUUUCAUCAGAUCAUCCGUUUUCUUCCUAUACAAGAAAUGGCGAAUUACAUGUUCGAAGCAGCACAGCUUAGAAGAGGUCUAAAACCUAAAGGGAAGACUUAUGGGUUGACCAAUCAGAAGAGACGAGAGAUCAGAGAGAUAUUUGAUCUUUUCGACAUAGACGGUUCAGGUAGCAUCGAUGCUAGCGAGCUCAACGUUGCUAUGAGGUCUCUUGGAUUUGAGAUGAAUAAUGAGCAAAUAAACGAAUUGAUGGUAGAAGUAGAUAAAAACCAAAGUGGAGCCAUUGAUUUCGACGAAUUUGUGCAUAUGAUGACAACUAAAUUCGGAGAACGAGAGUCCAUAGACGAAUUGUCUAAAGCGUUUAAGAUCAUUGACCAUGACAAUAAUGGGAAGAUUUCACCUCGUGAUAUAAAGGUGAUUGCUAAAGAAUUGGGAGAAAAUUUCACAGAUAAUGAUAUUGAAGAAAUGAUCGAAGAAGCAGACCGUGACGAAGAUGGAGAAGUUAACUUCGAGGAGUUCAUGAAGAUGAUGAAAAGAACUUCUUACGGCUAAAUGUUAAUUGUUAUGGUUAUGGAUAAAAAAAAAAGUUAUGGUUGUGGAUAUUUGUUAAUCACUUCAAUAAAAAAGGUUGCUUGUAUAAAAAUGUGUGGUUGUAUAAAAAUAAUAAUGCAUCAAUUAUUUUGAAUAUGUAAA
Messenger RNA from Arabidopsis lyrata subsp. lyrata, 839 nucleotides. Its product is annotated as calcium-binding protein CML19. Gene Ontology annotation, cellular component: centrosome; centriole. The coding region runs from base 183 to 698 and encodes 171 amino acids. Gene Ontology annotation, molecular function: calcium ion binding. The transcript is spliced from 7 exons. Lineage: Eukaryota; Viridiplantae; Streptophyta; Magnoliopsida; Brassicales; Brassicaceae. The record is from RefSeq and is a predicted model, not a curated record. Gene Ontology annotation, biological process: mitotic cell cycle; centriole replication.